AUGAACAGACAGACGUUUUUUGCAAGCUCCACCGUUGGACGAAAGGGCUUCAGUUCAGCUUCUGAUGCCUGUGGCCUAAGCAGACACAGAACCUGUGUGGCCUCUGUAGGCCCGCCGGUCGACAGAUGUCAAGUUGGUGGCUACAGCAGCAGGAGUGUCUGCCACCUGGGUGGAAGCACAAGAAUUGCCGAUGCUGGAUGCUACGGAGGUUAUGGCUAUGGUGGCACAGCUUGGGGCAGUGUAGGUUAUGGCAGCUCUGGAGGUUUUAGCGGCAGGGUAGGUCCUUGUGGACCCAGAGGCUAUGGAACUUUUGGAGGUUAUGCCGAUUGCAGGAGUGAUGGUAUCCGAGGGGUCAGCAUCGAUGAGUCCCUCCUGAAGCCGCUCUGCGUGGGAGUUGACCCACAAGAACAUGAGGCACGAGAACACGAGAGGGAGCAGAUGAAGACCCUGAACAACCAAUUUGCCUGCUUCAUUGACAAGGUUCGACACCUGGAGCAGCAGAACAAGGUGCUGGAGACCAAAUGGAACCUCUUGCAGCAGUGUGUUCCACCAGCCCCACGGCAAAAUCUCGAGCAAUGCUUUGAGAAUUAUAUCUGCAGCCUGAGGAAGCAGCUUGAGGGUUUGUUAAGUGCCAAGGAACAACUGACCUGUGAAGAAUCUGCAUCAAGGAAGCUUGUGGAUGAAUUCAAAUGCAAGUACGAAGAGGAAAUCAGCAGGCGCACAGCGGCAGAGACCGAGUUUGUGGUGCUCAAGAAGGAGGCGGACUCUACCUUGCUGCACAAGGAAGAGCUAGAGGUGAACACAACCUUGUCGAAGCAGAAGCUGGAAUUUCUGAGAUGUGUGUUUGAUGAGGAGAGAGCUCAGAUGGGUGGCCGGUUCUGCGACACCGCAGUUGUUGUGAAAAUGGACAACAGCAGAGACCUGGACACGGACUGCAUAAUCAAGAACGUCGAAGGCUGGUAUAAAGAGAUUGCUCAGAGGAGCAAAGAAGAAGUUGAUGUUUUGUACCAAACCAGGUUCGAGGAGCUUCAGGACAAAAGGGGCAGAUUCUGUGAGGAUCUAGAGAGAAACAAGCAUGAGAUUGCAGAGCUAACCCGUCUGAUCCAGAAGCUGCAGGGUGAGACUGACCAUGUCAAGAAACAGAUUGCCUGUCUGCAAACAGCCAUUUGUGAUGCUGAGCAGCGCGGCGAUUGUGCUCUUAAAGAUGCUCGAGGUAAACACAUGGAACUGCAGAACGCUCUCCAGAAGGCCAAAGAUGAGCUGACAUGCAUGCUGCGUGAUUACCAGGCACUCCUGAAUGUCAAGCUGGCCCUGGAUAUCGAGAUCACUACAUACAAGAAACUGCUGGAAGGAGAAGAAAGCAGGAUAUGUUUGGGGACGCCUGUGAGUGUAUCUGUGGUCACCAACUCCUCUAACAUAGCUGGAGACAGUGGUACCGCGGUUGGAGUUGGAAGCGGAUGCGGUUACGGCUCUUUAAGUAGAGGCUACAGCUCUGGGCAUGGAAGAUGCGGCUCCCUAGGUGGGGGUUUCAGCUCCAAAAGUGUAGGAGUCUGCCCCAGAAAUGUACUCAGUGUUGCAGGUAGCCAAAACAUCCCUGGUGCAGACUGCUGUCCACCUGGAGGGUUCAGCUCCAGAAGUGGCAGUUGCAUAUCGAGAGGUGUGGUCAGCUCUGUGUGUAGCCACCACCUCCCGGGAGGUGUGCAAUGGUGUCCGCCUGGAGGAGUCAUCUCCGGAGGUGAGGGUUACAGUUCUAAAGUCGUAACCGGCUCUGGAGGCACAGGACAAGUCUCUGGAGGUGUCGCCUGCUGCCCAGAUGGAGGAGGGUACAUCACCAGUAGUGGAUAUCCUGGAAAUGGAGUUUGCACUGUUGAAACCGGAGGGUUUAUCAUCCAAUAUUUAGGUAGCUCUCCAGCUGGAGGACCCAGCACUGGAGUUGUACAUAACUCUGGAGCUGGGCCAUGCCACGCUGGAGUUCCGGGAAGUUGUGAAGUGGUGAGAGAAACCAGCGUAGCUCCGUAGGGUGAUGUAACUCUGGAUUUGUAGGCAGCACAGCCAGGAAUACCACAAUGCAAAGCUUAAGCACAAAGUCACCCUUUCCAAAAUGAUAUGAAAUGAAUUCUCAGCCAGCGGACAGCAACACAAAUUGCAAAAUCCCUGACCGACUAUAAGCAUUCAUUAGGAUAAGAGAGAUGUGUCAGGGAGGUUCUAUUUUCAGUAGCCUCCUCAUUCUGAAUGUCCAUUCCUUAGCCUUGCUAGCAGGUGUU
Molecule: messenger RNA, 2264 nt
Organism: Mauremys reevesii (Reeves's turtle)
Lineage: Eukaryota; Metazoa; Chordata; Testudines; Geoemydidae
Product: keratin, type II cytoskeletal 4-like
Exons: 9
Coding region: 1-2019 (672 amino acids)
Biological process (GO): keratinization; intermediate filament organization
Cellular component (GO): keratin filament
Molecular function (GO): structural constituent of skin epidermis
Source: RefSeq, a predicted model, not a curated record